UUGGGGUAGAGGAGUGUGGGCUCCUUUCCUCUCCUGACUUGGCUCCAACUCUCUCCUAGUCAACAUGAGUCGACAGUUUAGCUCUAGGUCUGGGUUCCGGAGUGGAGGGGGCUUCAGCUCUGGCUCUGCCGGAGUGGUCAGCUUCCGGCGCAGGAUGACUAGCAGCUCCGUCCGCCAUGGUGGGGGAGGUGGCGGGAGAUUUUCAGGGGGAAGAUGUGGCGGUGGCGGUGGGGGUGCUGGUGGCGGUGGUUUUGGAAGUCGAAGCCUUGUUAACCUUGGUGGCAGUAAAAGCAUCUCCAUAAGCGUGGCCGGAGGAGGACGUGGUGGUUUUGGUGGUGGUGGCUUUGGGGGUGGUUUUGGCAGUGGAGGUGGUUUCGGUGGAGGUGGUUUCGGUGGCAGUGGUUUCGGUGGAGGUGGUUUUGGUGGCGGUGGUUUUGGUGGCGGUGGUUUUGGUGGAGGUGGUUUCGGUGGAGGUGGUUUUGGUGGCAGUGGUUUCGGUGGAGGUGGUUUUGGUGGAGGGAGUUUUGGGCCUGUCUGCCCCCCCGGUGGCAUCCAGGAAGUCACCAUCAACCAGAGUCUUCUGCAGCCCCUCAAUGUGGAGAUUGACCCUGAGAUUCAAAAAGUAAAGUCUCGAGAAAGGGAGCAAAUCAAGACACUCAACAACCAAUUUGCCUCCUUCAUUGACAAGGUGAGGUUCCUGGAGCAACAGAACCAGGUGCUGCAAACAAAAUGGGAGCUGCUGCAGCAGGUUGAUACCUCCACGCGGACCCACAGCUUAGAGCCCUACUUUGAGUCCUACAUCAGCAGUCUUAGAAAUAGAGUGGACCAGCUGAAGAAUGACCAGUCUCGGAUGGAUUCGGAAUUGAAGAAUAUGCAGGACCUGGUGGAAGACUACCGAAACAAGUAUGAGGAUGAGAUCAACAAGCGGACAAAUGCAGAAAAUGAAUUUGUGACCAUUAAGAAGGAUGUGGAUGCUGCUUAUAUGGCCAAGGUGGAUCUUCAGGCCAAAGUUGACAACUUGCAGCAGGAGACUGAUUUCUACAGAGCACUCUAUGAAGCAGAGUUGGCCCAGAUGCAGACUCAUAUCAGCGAAACCAAUGUCAUCCUGUCCAUGGACAACAACAGGAACCUGGACCUGGACAGCAUCAUCUCUGAGGUCAAGGCUCAGUAUGAGGAGAUUGCCCAGAAGAGCAAGGCCGAGGCCGAGGCGCUCUACCAGACCAAGUAUGAAGAGCUACAGAUCACUGCUGGCAAACAUGGGGACAGCCUGAAAAGUACAAAGAUGGAGAUUUCUGAACUGAAUCGGAUGGUCCAGAGACUGCGAUCUGAGAUCGAUAGUGUCAAGAAGCAGAUCUCUGCGCUGCAGCAAUCCAUCAGCGAUGCCGAGCAGCGUGGUGAGAACGCCCUCAAAGAUGCCCAGAACAAGCUGGCCGAGCUGGAGGAUGCCCUGCAACAGGCCAAGGAGGACAUGGCCCGGCUGCUGCGUGACUACCAGGAGCUGCUGAAUGUCAAGCUGGCCCUGGAUAUGGAGAUCGCCACCUACAGAACCCUUCUGGAAGGAGAGGAAAGCAGGAUGUCUGGAGAGUGUUCCCCGAAUGUGAGCGUGUCGGUGAACACCAGCCACACCACCAUCAGUGGAGGUGGUGGCCGAGGAGGCGGAGGUUUCGGCUCCGGCGGCGGCGGAGGAGGCGGCGGCUAUGGCUCUGGAGGCGGCUAUGGCUCCGGAGGUGGCAGUUACGGCUCUGGAGGUGGCAGCUACAGCUCUGGAGGUGGCGGCGGCUUCGGUUCCGGUAGCAGCAGUGGGGGCCACCGAGGCGGCUCUGGAGGGGGCGGCCGGGGUUCCGGCGGGAGCUCUGGAGGCAGUUUCAGUUCGUCUGGAGGCCGGGGAUCCAGCUCUGGGGGUACUAAGACCUCUGGUGGCAGUUCCAGCGUGAAGUUUGUUUCCUCCAGCUAUUCCAGAGUGAUCAGAUAAAGAGGCGUCCUCUGUCCUGUUAGCGCUCCCUCUCCAUCACUACCAAACACGCUUGGCAAGACCAAGGUCAGUUGCCCCCGGCCUUACUGGAGAAAAGAGCUAUCAUGAGUUACACUGAUUCACCCUAGUUCCCAGGCUCUUUCCUUUCUUCUCUGCUUCCCAAAGAAGUUUUUAGACCAGUGGCAAUCUCAGUCCUCCUGGCUAUGACCCUGCUGUGUGCUUUGCCUGAGAAACAGUUCAGCAAUCACCACUGCACACAUUACAUUUCAAAGCACCUCCUUAAGUCGGCCAGAGGAGGGCUGGUUAGAACCACGGCUUCUUUGCUGUGCAUGGAGCACAUGCUCUGGACACUUCCUUAGUAUCCUAUUUCUUGGAGCAAGCUCUGUGCUGCUUUGGUUUUGUAUAUAAGGUGUGAGCAAGUUGAUUGUCUUUUGUGGAGAGGUCUUAAACUCCCCGCUUCCCUGUAUUGCUGCAAUAAACCGCAUUUGAAAUUC
This is a messenger RNA of Felis catus (domestic cat), 2466 nucleotides long. It is a transcript of the gene KRT1, whose product is annotated as keratin 1. The record is from RefSeq and is a predicted model, not a curated record. Gene Ontology annotation, cellular component: keratin filament. Bases 65 to 1972 code for a protein of 635 amino acids. Lineage: Eukaryota; Metazoa; Chordata; Mammalia; Carnivora; Felidae. Gene Ontology annotation, molecular function: structural constituent of skin epidermis. The transcript is spliced from 9 exons. Gene Ontology annotation, biological process: intermediate filament organization; keratinization.